Molecule: messenger RNA, 1158 nt
Organism: Paramecium sonneborni
Lineage: Eukaryota; Ciliophora; Oligohymenophorea; Peniculida; Parameciidae
Source: the annotation of a GenBank genome assembly
AUGCAUAAAUAAUUGAAUUCAAUAAGCUUUAUUUCUGCUAAUAGUGGUUUUUCUGAUUUGUAAUCUUGUUCUAUUAUAAAAGGUAAUCAUUAUUAUAUAGCCAAAUCUAUUGAUAACCAUCCAGAAUUAAUUCAACAACUUUUCGAAACUGAAAAACUUUAAAAAUCUAAGAAUAUAUUCUAGGAUCCAGUCAAUCUUAAAAUACUCUAACAUGAUCCUACUAUUGGACCUAAAUAUGAAAAAAAUAAAAUAAUCUCUAGAUCUAUUGUUGGAAAACCUGAUAUAUUCAAAAAAAAAUAAACUAUUCAAUAACUUACUUCAAACUAAGACCUUCUUAUGCCUACUUAAUAGACUAUUUAAAGAGAUUCAAUCAUUUUUAUGAAAAAAGAAUCUCCAUUACAAAGAAGAUUAACAUAAUUAAAAUUUGCAUAAAGUCCUGUCAAGAUUACCAAAUAAACAAAAAACGAAAAUGUAAUCACAGGGUCUGAGUUAAUUAAAAAAAUUACCUAGUUGGAAAAUAGAUUAAUUAAAAAUAAAUUGGACGAAUAAAAAUAUAUUGAUAACAUGCCAUUUUUAGAGAAAUAAAAUUUAUAUCGAGACUAAAGAGCUUUGGAAGACUUUGAUAAGCAUGAAAAAAUACACUCUGAACUACUCUAAUCAUUAUCAGCCCGUAUAUCUAGAAAUCCUAGUUGUUCCCUAAUGAUGGAUUUGUAUUAAUUUAGAAGAAAAUAAGAAUAUUCAAGUACAAAUGAUAAAAUGAGGCAAUUAUCAGAAUUUAAAAAUCAAGAUAUAAUGUAAAAAAUUUAUAAUUAAACUAGAGAAAUGCAAGAACAAAAUCAGAUUCCAUUUUUUAUCUGUUCGGAUAGAUAAUAAAUAAUUAGGAAACCUCACAUUUUCGAAAAAGAUGCCACAAUCUCAACAAUUUUAAAGCAAAAGAAUGAAGAUAAAACCUUCUAGAGUUUCACAACGAAUAGUGUAUUAAAAGAAAAAGAAUUAAAAUAUAAACCUUUAGCAAAAGAUAAAAUUAAGUUAGAUAUAGAUGAAAUGAUGAUAAUUGGAUAAUCUAAAUAUGAAUAGGAAAUCUCUAUAGAUCCUACCUAUAAAUAUGUAAUAAAAGAAAUUGAAAAGCAUCCUGGAAACGAAGAGGAAAUAUUAUGA